Molecule: messenger RNA, 1610 nt
Organism: Haplochromis burtoni (Burton's mouthbrooder)
Lineage: Eukaryota; Metazoa; Chordata; Actinopteri; Cichliformes; Cichlidae
Product: MICOS complex subunit MIC60-like
Exons: 10
Coding region: 425-1336 (303 amino acids)
Biological process (GO): cristae formation
Cellular component (GO): MICOS complex
Source: RefSeq, a predicted model, not a curated record
AUAUGACGAUAAGGAAAACAUUGUGUAGUCUGUUGCUUGCACUGAAAUUUGUUGCUCUGUGCUUGCUGUGAACGUGUGCCCGUUCUGGAUCUGUGUGACAUGGAUUUCUUUUCACUGCCACACUUUCCUCACCACUUUCCAGAAGAACUACAGGAGAAUCCCUCUUACCAGUCUGCAGCAGUGUCGGCACUACACAGCAGGAGAGAGCAGUAGUGCUUCCAAAGUGGUUGUUGCUGGCUUGCUGACAGUAAGUGGUGGCAUUGGAGGGACCGUACUCUACGCCAAAUGGGACCAUAAGUUCAGAGCAGCGGUUGAGAAGAACGUCCCGUACUCAGACUGGCUGCUGGGUUUGGCCUUGGGACCCGCUGCCCAAGAUCCUGGCCUCCCCAUAAAGAAACGGGUGGAGUUGGCCCAGCCGCCCUCUAUGAUAGAAAAACAAGUGAAGAAGUCGGCGAAGAAGGAGGGAGCCGAGGGUCCGGUCAAAGACUCCAGCCCCGCCCCCAGUCAGCCUGCACAGAGCCUACAGGCCCCAGCAGAAGCCUCUCAGGAGGCCUCAGCAGAGGCGACUCAUAUCAUCUCAGCCAUCGGUGAGGUCCCAUCAGUCCCUGCUCCAUGUGACACAGAGGCAGCAGCAGUCAAAGAGUGCAAUGAGUGCCAUGAACACAAGGAGGCGACAGCGGUCCAUCCUGCACCCACAGAACCAAUGAAAGAGCGUCCAGUAGAAGAAGUGGCUGCUAGACUUGCUCAACAAGAGCAGGAGGAACAGGAUAUUUCAGCAUCGGUAUCAGCCAGUCUUGAAGACUCACUGGCGAGCUCAGCCAAAGCUACUCUGCAGGCCAUAGGAGCGCAAGAAGCAGCCCUGCAGGCUAUCAUGCAGCACACAGACAAACUGAAGGAGGCUAUGGAAGCAGAGGUUCUUCCUGAGGAGAAGUCAAACCAGUGGAAGGACCUGGAAGCUGCUCUUGCUGAUAGAACCACGGCUUUGAACGAUGCCAGAGCCGCUCUGUCGAAAGCCAACGAGUCCUUGGACAGUCUCAGGUCAGUGAUUGACGAGUCCAAAGGGCUGAAGAUAUCCUCUGUUCGCCCGCUGGUUUUAGCAGCAGAGGAGAAUCUCCAUAACAUGGUUGUGGACUUGGACAAAAUGGUCAUGAAGGUUCAGUCUGCAGAGUCAGAGGCUAAGAUCGUCUCCCAGUACAGUGAACUGGUUAACGAAGCCAAACGACAGUUUCAAAGGGAAGUCAGCAGUCUCACUCCAGAGAUCCAGGCCAACUGGAAAGGGCUCAGUAAGAGCACGCAUACACACUCAAACACGUGUCUUUACACACACAAAGUUUGAUUCGAUUUGUUCAGCUGGACAUUGUGUUUUCAUUGGUCGCUAAUCGGACUAACGAUGGGCCUGAGGUCAGUUUCAUGAGUGUUAAUAUGGAAACUGUCAUGUGUAGUGAUGAAUGGCCAUGAGUACGAUUGACAGAGUUGGUGGAAGGGCUGCAAUCACAGCAUUGUAAGACGGUGACAGAUGUACCUUUAAGCACCUGCUCGACUCCCAGAUGGUCGACGUGCACGUGCAGCCUCAGGCCUCUAACCACAGAGAUGUUACGUGUAGCCUGCUA